Messenger RNA from Paramecium sonneborni, 1349 nucleotides. The record is from the annotation of a GenBank genome assembly. Lineage: Eukaryota; Ciliophora; Oligohymenophorea; Peniculida; Parameciidae.
AUGUAAAUCUUAGAAAAUUCGGAUUCAAUAGUUAGUGAUGAUCAAUGUUUGGAAUUAGAUUGCAGAAUUAUAGUACCAAAGUUUAAGAAAGAAGAAUAUGAUACUUUUUAAACAGAAACUAAUACUUCUGUUAUUUCAAGAGUGAUGAAAAUGAAAUCGAACUCACAAGAAUUUAGAUUUAAAUAGUUCAAUUAAUUUAGCCCUCAAGGUUCCUUUAAUUGUACUUAAAAACAAAUUUAAUGUUCAUUACUCAAUGAAGAUGAGUAUUCUAAUAAACUUAAAGUGAGGUUACACAUAUAACCUGAAGAAGGUAAAUUAAAUACAAAGAAAAAGAAAAAGAAAGACAAAGCUUCAUAAAGUCCUGCAAGUUCAGUAGAGCAUAAUAAUGAUUCUUAAAAAGCAAGAAAAUAAAAUCAGAAUGCAAUAAGAAUGUAAAACCAAUUAAAUUAACCAAACUAGUAAUAAACUAUAAUAAGAUCAAAUAAAAGAUAAUUAAGUUAAACUUUUAAAAGUUAUUCUGUUGAAGCAUCACCUCUUAAAAUUACUAGAUUUUCAUAAAGAUAAAUUUAUGUAACCUAAUUAGUCAAUACUUAUGAAGAACCUUUAUAAGAAAAAUUAAGUUUAGUAUAAUUAGAAAACAAUGACAAAUUAAAUAAAGGGAUUUUAAGUCGAUAUACUAGUAAAGCAAAGACAUUAAAGAAUAUUGUUUAAAAAACUUAAUUAAAAGGUAUCCUAAAAAGUUAAUCCUGUAAUAGUGAAGGAGGUAGAAGAAGAAAAAAUGCAUCUUAAGAUUAACAAAAUAAAAAAUCAAGUUUUUUCAAAAAGGUUACUUUUAAUUCUAGUAAAUUAUCUAAAAACAAUUUACACAACAACAUUAAAGAUGUUCAAUAACAGCAUUUAAUAAUAAUAUGAUGAAAUUGAAAUAAUAUUUUUUAAAUCUCAAAGCAAGUUAUUAUAUUAAAUUAAUUUUAUUUAAAUGAAAUCGUUAUUUUUUUAUGACUUUACGAUUAAAAACAAUUGUUGUUUGAUUAGCAACAAUGAGAUCAUAAACUUAAGAAGAGCACAAUUAAUUUAGCAAAAUCAACUUGUAUUUAAAUCAUAAGCUACUGUUAAAUUGAAUUUAUAUCAGAACUCAAACCAAAAAGAUACAUCAUCAUAGUAUCUUGUAUUAGAAUUUUUUGAAUUAAAAUUAAAUGGUAAGAAAAAGUUAUGGAAAGCAAAAUUAUAAGAAUUUCUAAAUUUGAGAAAAAGUAAAAUAUAUUUAAUUAUUUGAUGUAGCCUAACUCCAUUAUUAAAGAAUUGAUAACAAACAAUUAUUUAGAAUUAAACUGAUUUUUUAAAGAUUAUGA